Messenger RNA from Haplochromis burtoni (Burton's mouthbrooder), 2748 nucleotides. RefSeq lists its product as uncharacterized. The record is from RefSeq and is a predicted model, not a curated record. The transcript is spliced from 7 exons. Gene Ontology annotation, biological process: double-strand break repair involved in meiotic recombination. Bases 332 to 2134 code for a protein of 600 amino acids. NCBI's taxonomy places the organism in Eukaryota, Metazoa, Chordata, Actinopteri, Cichliformes, Cichlidae.
AAUACUUCAAUGCAACUUUUGUGAAAUGGGGAAAGUGCCACGAAACGUUUUUGUACCAGGCUGGAAACAUCUGCGUGUCUUUGAGAACUGAGUUGCUUUUGAAAUCAGCUUCAAGUGUUGACGAAACACGUCCAUCACUGACGUAAAACGUAAGCACACGGUCCGUGCAUCUGGUGGGUGGAUGUAUGUCCCCGUGGGAAGAAAAAGUCAGCUGAAAAAAGUCGUCACUUUGUCACAGGAGUUAUUUAAUCCCCAUAUUUUUAUUACUUAAUGUAAGCAGACACAUUUAAUCGGUGCUCCGAUUAUCUGUACGUUUUCUCAUUGAGAGGAGAUGGCGAAAGGCAAAACGAAGAUCAAGAGCAGUGAAGACUUAGCUCCACCCCAGGCUCGGUCACUCAGGUCUAGAAAGAGGGAAUUUCCAAGUGAUGACAUUUCUCUAACCGAUGAUGUUCAGGCUCCACAUCAACAGGAUGCUGAAGAGUAUAACACAGCAGUAGUUUCCACACCACCACAGUGUCCUCAGUCUCUUGCUCAGGAAUGUGCUAAGACUACAAAUCAGCAGGAAGCAGAUCAAGCCUGUGCCACAAAACAGGAAGAAGAUGCAGGCUGCUUUACAAAUGUGGAACUUCAAGAGCAAGAUGCUAACAAUCCCAAAAAUGAUUCUCAGCUGGAAGACCUUCAAGUACUUUCUGAAAAUUUCACCAACAAGAGUGGAACAAAUGAGGAGGAAAUGGAUUUAGAUGAAUGUAACAGAUCAUUGUAUGACACACGCACAGAUCAGCUCAAGGUUUUCCUGCCUAUCACCAAAGAACAUGUCCAGUCCUGCCCGGUUGCUUUGAAUGGAAAGGAGAACUCUGAUGUGGAGAGCAAUCAACACACUGGCCCAGAAGAACCUACCAACGUGUGCUUGGGUGAUGUCACAAAGGGGUCGGUAGCAGGAUUGCCAGCCAAGAAAAAGCGAAGGAUGGGCAUGUGUGGCCUGACAGAGAAGGAGCGGAGUCAUUUUUUAAUGACACAAAAGCGUGAAAACGGGCAAAACAGAGAGGGUAAAGUGGAGAAACCUAUUUGCGAGAACACAGCUGAACCUGUGACUGUGGAAGAAAACACAUCUUCACUCCCGUUACCAUCCUCACCUCCAUCCAUCCCAGCAGACGGGCAGAACGGGGAGCCGAGAGAGGAAGAGAUAAAGCUUCAGCCUAGUCACUGUAAAGGAGAUGAAAGAACACACAGAGCAGAAAGUGAAGCCUGUGCUGCUGUCAGUCCUUCAGAUGGCUCCACCGCUGGUUUCGAUUCCGGCUGCUCAGAGGGAAAAGGUUGUGAGCGUGAAGAUGGCAUAGUUACUGAUUCAGAGCAAGCCGGUGACUUAGAUCACCUUGCAGGAAAAGAAGCAGGGGAGGAUUUGGGCAGCCAAAAACUCCAAGAACUCAAAGUUUGUACCAAUGAAAUUAUGGCUGAAGUACCUAAAAAUCAAGAGGAAGCUGGCUUAGCAGAAGCAAACUGCAGCUCUGCCAUGUCUUUCUGCACAAGUCAAGAUGAGAAGACUGUCCACCUGCAGGCUCUCCUUCUGCAGGUGGACAGUGUUACUGGAACAAGAGAUGAGAAGGAGGAAGAGAUCAGCGGGAAUGUGUUCAGUGGUGAUGGAGCUGAUAAAAAUGUCUCCUGUUCACACACCCAAAUGGGAGGAUUAAACUGUGGCUCUGUGGAAAUCUGUGAGACUGCAGCAACACUCAGUGUCUCAGAGAGGAAAGACAGUUGUGAUCCUGAUGAACCUGCUGCUGGUCCGUCAGCUGUUCACGCUGAUCGCUCGCAGACACUCUCACUCACCGCUGACUCGUUUGGAUCUGGGUGCUUAGAUUAUGUGUCGGACUCCCAGCUGAACACCAUCGUUCUGAUUGAGGAUGAGGCGAUGCAGAAAGAGGAAGACCCUGAUUCCUCAGACUGUGAUGAAGAUGGUACAGACCUAAUCUGCGGACUUAUCAGAGAACUCUCCUCUCUAAAGUUAGUACAUGCCAUUCUUCUUUCAGCUACCAGCGUCUUAGCGUCUCUUCCUAUAGGUAACCUUUUGACUUUCACUACCAUUAGUCAGUUUAAUUGUUUUUAUACUUGCCUCCCUGCUGUGAUUGGUUGGGGGUAAAGCAUGUGUGGUCAACUCUGCCAGCUGUAGAUCUCGUCUGGUCAAAGAUGAGCAAGAGAAAGUAUGUAGAUGUGAGACAGACCGACAUUUAAGUGGCAAAUUUGCUUGAAUAAUCCUGCAGCACCUUUAAAGUCCAUGACAUUUAUCUGUUAUUACACACCUCUCCCAUUCUUUAAACCAGUCACUUAAAAGGCAGUUCUUGCUCUAAUUUCUAACUCCAAAAUUUCACUAGAGCAACUUUGUAGGUUGCACAUGUCCAAAAAAAAAAAAAAAGAAUGUUUUAUCUCCCUUUCUCUUCCAAGCAAGGCAGUUUUCUUCUGAUUGGGUGCCCCACACAAAAAAAAAAGCCACAGUUGUGUGCCUGAGAUGACCAAAGUAGGGCCAUCUACUCUCACUGACAUUACACAGAGCCAAGAUCAGGAAAAAUUAGGUGUCCAUGACGCUUGUAGCCCACCCGGCAGGUUGACGGAUACAGAGUUAAAUUGUCAUGAAUGAAAAAUAAUGUCCUCCAUCUUUCUUCUAGUCGGAGAGUCAUGGCUGCUCAUCGAGAGCUGGAGAGUCUGCGCCGUAGCAGUAAAAGUUCAAGGAGCUCAACUCGUUAAGAGAGUUGUUUC